UCCGAGAAGUCAGGCUCUGCACACAUAUUAUUUAUAGCAGAUCUGAGGCGUGCUCAGUGUUUGACAUUUUCCUCUUUUUAAGUAGGGGGACUUGAAAAAGUCGUGGGCACUGCCCUCUCAUCGCCCCCACCCCCUGCCCCCGGGACGAAGUGCGGUGGGCAGGCGCCAGGGCGCGGGCAGGGGGCGAACGCGCCAACCACGCGAGUCCGGGCGCAGGUGCCGGGGCGGCAGAGGCCACCCCGCAGCGUCGGCUCGGGAGGAGAGUUCGCGGCUGAUCUCGGGAUGCCUUGCAGAUGCACGCUGUGUCCCUGGCCAGCAGGAGGAAGGAAGAGGAAGUGAGAGCAGCGGCAGCCGGCGGCGCACAGCCGGCCGACCCGGAGUGUAAGUGCGUGUGCUCCGGCGAGCGCGAGCGGGCGAGGAUGGGCGCGGGAUAGAGGCAGACCACCCACACCGCCGCGGCCCGAGCAGGGCCACAGAGCCGCCCGCCCCCCUUCAAUGGUCCCGGGUCGCCAGAGCUCUGUUCGCGGGGAACCUUCGCCGCCACAGCCGUUGUCCGGCGACCCUGGGCAGGGAUAGACACGUGUGGCCGCCCGCCCUGCAGGAGCCCAGGUGCACCGGCCGCGGACACUCUCCGGGUUCACAAUGCCACCGCCUGCGGACAUCGUCAAGGUGGCCAUAGAAUGGCCGGGCGCCUACCCCAAACUCAUGGAAAUCGACCAGAAAAAACCGCUGUCUGCAAUAAUAAAGGAAGUCUGUGACGGGUGGUCCCUGGCCAACCACGAGUACUACGCCCUGCAGCAUGCUGACAGUUCCAACUUCUACAUCACCGAGAAGAACCGCAAUGAAAUAAAAAAUGGCACUAUCCUUCGAUUAACUACAUCUCCGGCCCAGAACGCCCAGCAGCUGCACGAGCGCAUCCAGUCGUCCAGUAUGGACUCCAAGCUGGAAGCCCUGAAGGACCUGGCCAGCCUGUCCCGGGACGUCACCUUCGCCCAGGAGUUCAUCAACCUGGACGGCAUCUUCCUGCUCACGCAGAUGGUGGAGAGCGGCACUGAGCGAUACCAGAAGUUGCAGAAGAUCAUGAAGCCUUGCUUUGGAGACAUGCUGUCCUUCACCCUGACGGCCUUCGUGGAGCUGAUGGACCACGGCAUCGUGUCCUGGGACACGUUUUCGGUGGCGUUCAUUAAGAAGAUAGCGAGCUUCGUGAACAAGUCCGGCAUGGACACCUCCAUCCUGCAGCGGUCCCUGGCCAUUCUGGAGUCCAUGGUGCUCAACAGCCACGACCUCUACCAGAAGGUGGCGCAGGAGAUCACCAUCGGCCAGCUCAUUCCGCACCUGCAGGGCACAGACCAGGAAAUCCAAACCUACACCAUCGCGGUGAUCAAUGCGCUCUUCCUGAAGGCCCCCGACGACAGGAGGCAGGUUGGUGUAGACAGCAGUGUUGACAUCCUUGAUUGUCCUCUGACUGAGAUGGCGAAUAUUCUGGCUCAGAAGCAGCUGCGGUCCAUCAUUCUCACGCAUGUCAUCCGAGCUCAGCGGGCCAUCAACAACGAGAUGGCACAUCAGCUGUACGUGCUCCAGGUGCUCACCUUCAACCUCCUGGAGGACAGGAUGAUGACCAAGAUGGACCCCCAGGACCAGGCCCAGCGGGACAUCAUAUUUGAACUUCGAAGAAUUGCUUUCGACGCCGAGUCUGAGCCGAACGCCAGCAGCGGCAGCAUGGAGAAGCGCAAGUCCAUGUACACCCGGGACUACAAGAAACUCGGCUUCAUCAACCACGUGAACCCGGCCAUGGACUUCACCCAGACCCCGCCCGGCAUGCUAGCCCUGGACAACAUGCUGUACUUCGCCAAGCAACACCAGGACGCCUACAUCCGGAUCGUGCUGGAGAACAGCAGCCGGGAGGACAAGCACGAGUGCCCCUUCGGCCGCAGCAGCAUAGAGCUGACCAAGAUGCUGUGCGAGACCCUGAAAGUGGGCGAGCUGCCCAGUGAGACCUGCAACGACUUCCACCCGAUGUUCUUCACGCACGACAGGUCCUUCGAGGAGUUCUUCUGCAUCUGCAUCCAGCUCCUGAACAAGACAUGGAAAGAGAUGAGGGCGACUUCCGAAGACUUCAACAAGGUAAUGCAGGUGGUGAAGGAGCAGGUUAUGAGAGCUCUGACAACCAAGCCUAGCUCCCUGGACCAGUUCAAGAGCAAGCUGCAGAACCUGAGCUACACCGAGAUCCUGAAAAUCCGCCAGUCCGAGAGGAUGAACCAGGAGGAUUUCCAGUCUCGCCCGAUUCUGGAGCUCAAGGAGAAGAUCCAGCCAGAAAUCUUGGAGCUGAUCAAACAGCAACGCCUGAACCGCCUGGUGGAAGGGACCUGCUUCAGGAAACUCAACUCCCGGCGAAGGCAAGACAAGUUUUGGUAUUGCCGGCUCUCCCCAAACCACAAGGUCCUGCAUUACGGAGACCUGGAAGAAAGUCCUCAGGGAGAAGUGCCCCACGAUUCCUUGCAGGACAAACUGCCGGUGGCGGACAUCAAAGCGGUGGUGACGGGAAAGGACUGUCCUCAUAUGAAAGAGAAAGGUGCCCUUAAACAGAACAAGGAGGUGCUCGAACUGGCCUUCUCCAUCUUGUACGACUCCAACUGCCAACUGAACUUCAUCGCUCCUGACAAGCACGAGUACUGCAUCUGGACGGACGGGCUGAACGCGCUGCUGGGGAAGGACAUGCUGAGCGAGCUGACGCGGAACGACCUGGACACCCUGCUCAGCAUGGAGAUCAAGCUCCGCCUCCUGGACCUGGAAAACAUUCAGAUCCCCGACGCGCCCCCGCCCAUCCCCAAGGAGCCCAGCAACUACGACUUCGUCUACGACUGUAACUGAAGGGGCCGCCCCGGGGCCGCCCCUCUGGACCUGG
This is a messenger RNA of Phyllostomus discolor (pale spear-nosed bat), 2905 nucleotides long. It is a transcript of the gene ELMO1, whose product is annotated as engulfment and cell motility 1. The record is from RefSeq and is a predicted model, not a curated record. Bases 643 to 2871 code for a protein of 742 amino acids. The transcript is spliced from 23 exons. NCBI's taxonomy places the organism in Eukaryota, Metazoa, Chordata, Mammalia, Chiroptera, Phyllostomidae. Gene Ontology annotation, cellular component: guanyl-nucleotide exchange factor complex; plasma membrane. Gene Ontology annotation, biological process: cell motility; actin filament organization.